This is a messenger RNA of Rubroshorea leprosula, 727 nucleotides long. The record is from the annotation of a GenBank genome assembly. NCBI's taxonomy places the organism in Eukaryota, Viridiplantae, Streptophyta, Magnoliopsida, Malvales, Dipterocarpaceae.
CAUUAUCAAGAUUAGAAUCAACACAAAGCAUUAGUCUCAGAAACAAACAUCAAAUCCUCCAUUUCCACGCUCAUCCAAAAAAACACGACAAUGGCUCUGAUUCCUAGCAUUUUCGGCAGUCGAAGGAGCAACAUUUUCGAUCCCUUUUCUCUAGAUAUCUGGGACGCUCUUGAGGGUUUUCCAUAUUCCAGCGCUCUCGCCAAUACACCAUCCUCUGCGCGCCAAGUCUCUUCAUUGGUCAGCACCAGGAUUGACUGGAAAGAGACCCCAGAAGCUCACAUAUUCAGGGCGGAUCUUCCUGGGCUGAAGAAGGAAGAGGUGAAGGUGGAGGUGGAAGAAGGGAGAGUGCUACAGAUAAGUGGAGAGAGGAGUAAGGAGCAAGAGGAGAAGAACGACAAGUGGCACAGGGUGGAGAGGAGAAGCGGCAAUUUCCUGAGGAGGUUCAGGUUGCCGGAGAACGCAAAGAUGGAUGAGGUCAAGGCUAGUAUGGAGAAUGGUGUGCUGACCGUGACCGUCCCGAAGGAGGAGGAAAAGAAGCCUGAGAUCAAGGCUAUUGAAAUCUCUGGCUAGAUGCUAUCUUUCCACGCAUCUCUGCUUUUUGUCUCUCCUUAGAAGUUGUGAAAAGAAAUCAUAGUAUCAUACUAUUGCUGUCUAAAAUGUAUGACAUUCUAAAAUUUUCAAUAGCUUUGUUAUCUUCAAAUUGUGUGAAUACAAAAUAACACAAAAU